AUGGCCACGGGUAAUUUCGCCCUCACGGAUUUAAUGUUUUUGGCCGACGUCGCUACAUCGACGGGGCUGGCGGAGCGGAACGGCGCGGCGAUGACCGCAGCGCCGAGUCCGGACACGCCGACGGUAGCGCCGGUCGUGUCUAUGCCGCAAAGCUCGGAGAUGUCCCGUGAAUCCACGGCGUUGGUUGCGGCGUUCGCUCAGGCCUUACAGAGCAUGCAGAGGCAAACGCCGCCGCCAAGAACCCUCAUCCGCAUUCCGGUGCCGGAGUACAGCGGACACAGCGAUCGAGCUCUGAGCGCGACCGACUUCUUGCUGGAAAUCCAGCGAUAUCGGAAGGCUACCGGCCUGACAGAGAGGGAGACGCUAGGCAGAGUUCUGCCGGUGGCUCUUGUAGGCCCAGCAGCCAGGUGGCAUCGCCUUGUGGGCGAGUCAGCCGGAACACUCGACGAGUUCACGGCCCUCUUCCGACAAGAAUUCUUGCCGGCAGACUACCUGCCAAGAAUGCGCAGGGAACUGGAGGAAAGAACGCAGGCUCCCGCUGAGCCCUUCGGAGAGUACUUGCGGGCAAUGCAGGAACUCCUGCAGAUCGCCGAUCCGAAUGCUACGAACCAGGAGCAGGUCGAGCGGGUGGUGAGGCAGGCGCAUCCCACCUUCUCGCGGUAUCUGCGUGGGCGCCCAUUCGGAAGUCUGAGUGAGCUCGCACAGGAGGCGCGCAGGGUUCAGGCCGACAUACUGGCGGAGCGCAGGUACCACCUUCCCCCAGCACCAAUCGACACGCUCGAACCGCGAUGCGCGUGGCAGGGGCCGGUGCCACGUGGGUAUCGACGGGGGGAGGCCGCAAUGGCGGAGGCCAGCGGGGAGCCGAGCGGGAAUCCCUGGGAGCUCACGGAUGACGCCUUGGAGCCAGGAUCGCGCCGAGGAGGGAGCGCGGCCGUCCACGCGACGGAAUUCCGUCCGACCGGCGCACCACGGAUCGCCGCAGCCCAGGAGCAGGCUGCCGCCGACCCGCUGCCACAAAGGGGUGAGCGCAUCGGACGUCCCACUGGGGAGAAUCCUAUCCCAGGUUGGCGAGGCCGCUGCUUUCGGUGCCACGAAAUCGGAUUCCGGGAAACGGAGGAGGCCGCCGAUAAAGUUAUCGGCGGCGAAACAGACCAACGAGCGGGUCCCCGA
Messenger RNA from Ixodes scapularis (black-legged tick), 1170 nucleotides. RefSeq lists its product as uncharacterized. Lineage: Eukaryota; Metazoa; Arthropoda; Arachnida; Ixodida; Ixodidae. The transcript is spliced from 2 exons. The annotation marks the transcript as partial. The record is from RefSeq and is a predicted model, not a curated record.